CAUAAACACGUGCAAUGCCGUUUCCUGCUUUUGAUAGAUGUGUUUUUUUAUGUUAAAAAUUAACCAUAAAAAAUAAAACGGUGUGUACAAGUGUGCAUCAAAUGGCCAUUCGGAUCGGCACAGAGCGAGGUCUGAUGCUGUGCGAGUUAUGCAAUCGAUAAAAAUAAAUAUGCUGAUUGCUGUCACUAAACCUUGGUGAAAAAGUUGCAGUGCCACAAAGCAUUGGGAACUGGAGAGUCUCGAUAUGGAGUCCAGCAAAUCGUUUUUCAUACGGGAUCUAUUAGGCGAUUUAAUCAGCAGCCGGCAAUGUGAACAAUCAUUUACAACCCGGCUUAAAUCGGACGAUGAAGAAAACAGUGACGUAGAUAUAGAAGACAGAUCCUCAGAUUCCGGAACCAUCAGCAAUUAUAAUUCCUACAUCGCUACCGAGAAUGGUACUAGUGAAAAUAUUCAUCGAUCAUUGCUAGCCUCCAUUGAACGCGAUUCCAAACAGGAUAUACACACACCAGCGUUAAUUAUAAAAAGUGGACGAAAGCCGCGAAGACGAAGAACGGCUUUUACCCACGCCCAAUUAGCUUACUUAGAGCGUAAAUUUAGGUGCCAAAAAUAUUUAUCGGUAGCGGACAGGAGCGACGUCGCCGAUGCAUUAAAUCUCUCAGAGACGCAAGUAAAAACGUGGUACCAAAAUCGACGGACCAAAUGGAAGCGACAAAAUCAACUUCGCAUGGAGCAGUUGCGGCAUCAAGCUUCGCUGGAAAAAAAUAUAAUAAACGUUUCAGCCGCCGCAGGUGGUAGCAUUCAGCCGAGAAAUCUGCAUCAGCAAACCGAUACUCCCACCAGUUCCUUGCCAGUUACUAGACCCGGCAAUCAGUGUUGCCAAACAUCGCCUGCUCUCGUUGUGUCAUCACCCUUCGUUUCGUCCAAUCCGUGUAGCUUUUUAACUUCCGCUGCCGCUGCCAUCUUUCGCAACGUUGCCCAACCAUGGUCAUCCAGCUCCCUGCUGUAGACCCGCAAAUCCGGGAAUAGAAAUAACAUGUAAAUUGUACAUAUAUACAAAUAUAUUUAUAAACAUCCAUAUUAAAUACGCCGCAUGUCCAAUAAAAGAAA
Anopheles stephensi (Asian malaria mosquito) is the source of this 1107-nucleotide messenger RNA. Its product is annotated as barH-like 1 homeobox protein. Bases 245 to 1006 code for a protein of 253 amino acids. Gene Ontology annotation, molecular function: DNA-binding transcription factor activity, RNA polymerase II-specific; DNA binding. The transcript has 4 exons. The record is from RefSeq and is a predicted model, not a curated record. Gene Ontology annotation, biological process: regulation of DNA-templated transcription. NCBI's taxonomy places the organism in Eukaryota, Metazoa, Arthropoda, Insecta, Diptera, Culicidae.